AUGCCCUCGCGCAGCGAUUCCAGCUACUCCCUGACCGCUCGCACCUCGCACAGCUUCACUCACCUGCGUGUCCGGCGUGCCUGGCUACAGGUCAUCCUUCUCCUGGGAUUCAUCCAGAUGGUCCUUGGCGUUCUCAUCGUCACUUUCAGCCUCCUAGUGACCACCAUUAUGCCGGUACACAGCAUUCGGAAUUCGUGUCCCAUCUGGGCGGGCUUUCCGCUGGCGCUCUCUGGCCUGGUUGGCAUCGUUUCCUGGAGGCGCCCGUUCACCCCUGUGAUUACCUUCUUCACGCUUCUAUCGGUGCUGGGCAUCAUGCUUAGCCUUGCCGGCUCCGUCCUCUCCUGUCAAAAUGCCCAGCUGGUCAGAUCCCUGGAGCCUUCCUGUCAACUGGACCUGCUCUUCAGUGUUUGUGGCCUGACCGUUUUCUCCAUCUUGGUGUGUGCCCUUUCAGCCCUCAUGUGCUGCAUCCAGAUCUUCUCUUUUGACAUCCUCCAUGCUCUCUCCCCUCCACGCUCCAGCUCGGUGACCUUGGACUGCACCUCUCCCCCGGAUACUUUCCUCCAGAAUAUGCUGGACCUAGAAGAAUUUGUACCCCCGGUACCGCCACCGCCAUACUACCCUCCAGAGUACACCUGUAGCUCAGAGACAGAUGCGCAAAGCAUAACUUACAACGGCUCCAUGGACAGUCCUGUGCCGCUGUACCCCACGGACUUCCCCCCAAGUUAUGAGGCUGUUAUGGGACUCCAUGGGGACAGCCAGGUGACGCUGUUCGAUUCACAGUUCACAGACACCUCACAUGGCCCUUGCACCUGUAACCAAAUUCCUUCCGUUGUACUUAGUGGUGAAGCUGUUUCCAUGGACAGCGGCUCCUUGGUUAUGUCAGAAAUCGUAGAUAUCCCUGGCGACAGCAGCCCUUCGGAGGACUCGUGCCUGCUAGAGACGGGCGGGUCCGUGCGCUCGGUGGACUAUGUACUCUUCCGCUCCAUUCAGCGCAGCCGGGCUGACUACUGUCUGAGCGUGGACUGUGGCCAAUGUGGCCUGCAUCCUCAGAGCCCCACCCUGCAGGGCCCUUUUGAGGAGAUGCCACAGCCGCGUCUCCGUGGAGAACGCUCCUACUCCUGCUCGACGCCCAGCACAGGCUACGAGGGCUUGAUCGAGGUGGGCAGUACCCUGACCCACAGCUGCCACCGCCUGGAAGGCCUAGGCCACAGUGUGGGACCCUGUUUCCCUGAGGUGCGGGUCAAGGCCAAGAGCUCACUACCAGGACGCAAAGGCCCUGGGCGGCAGCAACGCCGGAGCAGCGAGGCUUCCUGCCGGCUCCCUCCGGCCUGUUGUCCUUUGCUGCGAUCCCACAGUGACCCCGGAAUUACCUCAGCCGGUGAAAUAGGUGAUUUCCAGGAGGUAUUCUGCACCAAAGCUUUGGAGGACGACACAUCGAAUUCCUCUGAUACAGGGCCAAGCUUGGAGGCUUGCCUUCUGCAUCCUUUGGGUCGUGAGCCACCCUCGCUCUCACGGGGCCACCUGGUGGGCAAGGCAAAGCUGGAAGUGCCAUGGAAAGUUAUGCAACACCUGCCCAAGACAGCCACCCGUUCCCUGGGGGACCUAAAGGUGUGCCGUGGGACCCGGGGUCUCAUGGCCCGCUUUCUGCACAGGUCCAAGCGUAACUUGGCUUCAUCGGGAGUGGAAACGAUCGGGCACGGCCCCCAGGGCCACAAGCAGGUACCAAGGUUGGGGACCGAGCGGUGCUCCCCGGAGGGGAUCCACCUUCAGAGCUGCGGGGACCUAAGCUCUACCUCAUCCUUGCGCCGCUUGCUAUCGGCCCGCCGGUUGGAGCGCAGGCGUCCCCACAGCCUCAGUGGACUCAUCAGAGAGAGCAACCUAUAAGAGCCACUGAACGAGCUUGUUC
Messenger RNA from Eublepharis macularius, 1906 nucleotides. RefSeq names its product endosomal transmembrane epsin interactor 3 (gene ENTREP3). Gene Ontology annotation, cellular component: membrane. The transcript has 11 exons. The coding region runs from base 1 to 1884 and encodes 627 amino acids. NCBI's taxonomy places the organism in Eukaryota, Metazoa, Chordata, Lepidosauria, Squamata, Eublepharidae. The record is from RefSeq and is a predicted model, not a curated record.